AUGUCGGGCGGCUCCUCUGUUCACGGCCUCACCGGCCGCGCCCUGAUUUACUUUACGAGUAUUUUCGUAUCGUUGGGUGUUUUCCUCUUCGGAUAUGACCAAGGUGUUAUGUCGGGCAUCAUCACAGGCCCUUACUUCAGGAACUACUUCCACCAGCCCUCCAAGGCCGAGGUCGGUACGAUGGUUGCCAUCCUCGAAAUCGGUGCCUUUAUCUCCUCCCUGAUUGUUGGCAAGGUGGGGGAUAUUAUCGGCCGACGUAAGACCAUCCUGUACGGCUCAAUGAUCUUCUUCGUCGGCGGUGCCCUUCAGACGUUCGCCAAUGGCAUGCCCAUGAUGAUGCUGGGCAGAAUUAUCGCUGGUCUAGGCGUUGGUGCCUUGUCCACCAUCGUCCCCGUCUACCAGUCCGAGAUCUCCCCCCCGCACAACCGUGGAAAGCUCGCCUGCAUCGAGUUUUCGGGCAACAUCAUCGGCUACGCCACCUCGGUCUGGGUGGACUACUUCUGCGGCUUCAUCGAAAGUGACAUGUCAUGGCGCAUCCCUCUCUUGAUGCAGUGUGUGAUGGGGGCUCUUCUCGGCUUCGGCAGUCUGGUGAUUGUCGAGUCUCCAAGAUGGUUGUUGGAUAACGACCACGACGAGGAGGGCAUCGUCGUCAUUGCCAAUCUCUACGGAAAGGGUGACAUCCAUAACCCUAAGGCCAGGGACGAGUACCGCGAGAUCAAGAUGAAUGUGCUUCUCCAGCGACAGGAAGGCGAGCGAUCCUACGCCGAGAUGUUCCGCAAGUACAAGACGCGCGUUUUCAUUGCUAUGUCGGCCCAGGGCCUUGCCCAGCUCAAUGGCAUCAACGUCAUCAGUUACUACGCCCCGUACGUUUUCGAAUCCGCCGGCUGGGUUGGCCACGAUGCUGUGCUCAUGACCGGCAUCAACGGAAUCACGUACCUGCUGUCGACCAUCCCUCCGUGGUACCUGGUCGACAGGUGGGGUCGCCGGCCAAUCCUGCUGAGUGGUGCCGUUAUCAUGACAAUUUCGCUAUCCUUGAUCUCGUACUGGAUCUACCUCGACAUUAAGUAUACGCCGACCCUAGUCGUUGUCUUUGUCAUGAUAUACAACGCCGCUUUCGGAUACUCAUGGGGACCUAUCCCCUGGCUCUAUCCCCCGGAGAUCCUGCCCCUGAGCGUACGCUCCAAGGGUGCCAGUCUGUCCACGGCGACCAACUGGGCGUUCAACUGGCUUGUCGGAGAGAUGACGCCCAUUCUGCAGGAGUGGAUCAAAUGGCGUUUGUAUCUCGUGCACGCUUUCUUCUGCGCCGUCAGUUUUGUUGUUGUCUACUUUAUCUACCCCGAAACUUGUGGAGUUCGUCUCGAGGAGAUGGACUCGCUUUUUGGAGAUGCCAGCACCGUCAUUGGAACGCCGUCGAUCCACGCUGCCGAGAACGACUCGCUCAUGCGUGCGGGAUCUCCCAUUGGAUCUAUCGACUACCGGGGACGUCCUGGCAACUUCACUGCCAAUAGUGCUAUCCCCGGCUUGUCCCUGGAUCCGCCUGACAUCCCGGACGGUAAGGGCCAGGACGGCGAGGCGAGCAGCACCAUCAGUGGGUGGGUGUCGAGAGUCGUCGGUCGCACACGGGACCAAAGCAGUAGCGGCAGUGGCAGAUACGCUCCGGUCAACCAAGAUGAUUGA
Molecule: messenger RNA, 1677 nt
Organism: Colletotrichum higginsianum IMI 349063
Lineage: Eukaryota; Fungi; Ascomycota; Sordariomycetes; Glomerellales; Glomerellaceae
Product: Hexose transporter
Exons: 5
Coding region: 1-1677 (558 amino acids)
Biological process (GO): carbohydrate transport; transmembrane transport
Cellular component (GO): membrane
Molecular function (GO): carbohydrate:proton symporter activity
Source: RefSeq, a predicted model, not a curated record